Dermatophagoides farinae (American house dust mite) is the source of this 1993-nucleotide messenger RNA. It is a transcript of the gene AIF, whose product is annotated as Apoptosis inducing factor. Gene Ontology annotation, molecular function: protein dimerization activity; FAD binding; NAD(P)H oxidase H2O2-forming activity. The record is from RefSeq and is a predicted model, not a curated record. Gene Ontology annotation, biological process: apoptotic process; mitochondrial respiratory chain complex assembly. Gene Ontology annotation, cellular component: mitochondrion; cytoplasm. NCBI's taxonomy places the organism in Eukaryota, Metazoa, Arthropoda, Arachnida, Sarcoptiformes, Pyroglyphidae.
UGUCACAUGUGAUUGUAUCUCUUGUCUUGUUUUUUCGUUUUUUUUUUGUUUGAUUGCAAAUUAUUUUUUUAAUUGAUAUAUUCAACAAAUAAAAAUAAUGUUAUUUCGAAAAUCUUGGAAAUUUAUCACGACGAAUGCUCAUAGAAAUAUUAUUCAUUACAAUCAUCAUCAUCAUCCACGACAUCGACAAUUAAUUAAUGCCCAUGGGCGAACAUUCUCAACACCAUCACCAUCACCACCACCACCACCACAACAACAUUCGAAUAUUAAUUCUAGUUUGAUAUUUAAAUGGAUAGCCGCUGGUUCACUUGUGAUCGGUGUACCAUCAUAUCUGUGGUUGUAUCGUUCAAAAUCGAAUACAGAUGCUAAACUAACGAAUAACACAAAUGUUUCACAGAAACAAGAGAAAGAUAUUGAUAAAUCAUCUAUUGAUAGUAGUCUACAAUUGAUUGAAAAUCUUCCUGAAACAGUACCAUAUUUGAUUAUUGGUGGUGGGCCGAGUGGAUUUUCUGCCGCACGUACAAUUCGUGGUAAUGAUCCUACAGCUCGUGUACUGAUCAUAACUGAAGAGAAUCAUUAUCCAUAUACACGUACACCAUUGACAAAGGAACUUUGGUUCAGCGGUUUAGAUGAUAAAUUAAGUUUUAAACAAUAUAAUGGUAAAGAACGAAGUAUCUAUUUUGAACAUGAAGAAUUCUAUUUACCAUUAAAUGAAUUCAAUUCAGCAUCACAUGGUGGUAUUUCCGUAGUAAAAUUCCAUAAAAUUAAUCGUUUAGAUGUAGCUAAUCAACAAGCAUAUCUUGAUAAUGGCCAAAUAAUUAAAUAUGAUAAAUGUAUCAUAGCAACAGGAACAAAACCGAAAAAUUUGAAAUGUUUUGAACAAGCUAGUGAACAACAACCACAAAUUGAAAAGAAAAUAAUUCUAUAUCGUUAUCCAGAAAAUUAUCAACAAUUAAAUGAAUUAUUACCGAAAAUAAAGUCGUUAACACUUAUUGGUAAUGGAUUCACUGCCAGUGAAUUAGCAUUUUCAUUAACGGAACGAGCAAAAAAAUUAAAAUCAAAUGUCCAAAUUAAUCAUAUAUUCGAACAGGAUGGUGUAUUGAAUGAAGUGUUACCUGUCUAUCUAAGCCAUUGGUGUACAGAUCGAAUUAAAGAUGAAAAUGUGAAUGUUAUAUCGAAUGUUCGAAUUGAUGAUGUCAAAAUGGAUAAAGAUCAGCUAUCACUGAAACUAACUAAUGGCCAGACAUUGAAUACAGAUAUUUGUAUUGUUGAUAUUGGUUCAGAACCAAACAUCGAUAUUGCUAAAUCAGCCGGAUUCGAAAUCGAUCCAAUCAAUGGUGGUUUGAUAGCCAAUUCUGAACUACAAAUACAAUCAAAUAUUUGGGCGGCCGGUGAUGUGGUUAGUUUUUAUGAUAAAAAACAUGGUCGUCGAAGAGAUUGUCAUCAUGAUAAUGCCAUUUAUACGGGGCGAUUAGCCGGUGAUAAUGCAAGCAAUGGUGGUAAACCAGGAAAACCAUAUUCACAUAAUGCAAGAUUUUGGUCAGAUUUAGGUGCUGAUAUUGGUUUCGAAGCGAUCGGUAUGAUUGAUUCAAAAUUACCAACAUUUGCAAUGUUUGCCAAAUCUGAUCCAAAUGAUGAUGGACAAUAUAAACAUGAAAGAGGUGUAUUAUUCUAUUUGAAAGAUAAAACCAUCGUUGGUAUUAUAUUAUGGAAUAUAUUCGAUGUAGAUAAUAUGCAUAUAGCACGUAGAGUAUUGUAUGAUGGUAUGAAAGCGAAAGAUCUAAAUGAUGUGGCACGAUUAUUUGCUCUUUAUCCAUCAUUAACAUCAUCAUCAUUAUCAGCAAUGGAUGUCGAUGAAAAUUCUAAAUAAUGUAAAUGAAUUAAUGAUUUUUGCUUUUGUUGUUGUGAAAUGACGCAACCAUGUUAAAUUGUAAUUGAUUUAAAAAAAAAUUUGAAUGAAAGAAAAAAAAUUGAACCCAAAAUUGAUAUAUAA